AUGCUGGGUAUCACGGUUCUUGCUGCGCUCCUGGCCCAUGCCUCCAGCUGCGGUGUCCCCAGCAUCGCACCCAACCUGUCGGCCAGGGUGGUGGGAGGGGAGAACGCCGUGCCCCACAGCUGGCCCUGGCAGAUCUCUCUCCAGUACCUCAGGGAUGACACCUGGAGACACACGUGCGGGGGCACCUUGAUCGCCAGCAACUUUGUCCUCACAGCUGCUCACUGCAUCAGCAACACCCUGACCUACCGCGUGGCCCUGGGGAAGAACGAUCUGACGGUGGAGGACGAGGCGGGCUCCGUGUUCGUGGGCGUGGACACCAUCUACGUCCACGAGAAGUGGAACUCCUUCCUGGUGCGCAACGACAUUGCCCUCAUCAAACUGGCGGAGCCCGUGGAGCUGAGUGACACCAUCCAGGUGGCCUGCCUGCCAGAGGAGGGCUCUGUGCUGUCUCAGGACUACCCCUGCUUUGUCACCGGCUGGGGUCUCCUCUGGACCAAUGGCCCCAUUGCUGACCAGCUGCAGCAGGGCCUGCAGCCCGUGGUCAGCCACGCCACGUGCUCCAGAUGGGACUGGUGGAGCUACCUGGUGACGAGAAACAUGGUCUGCGCCGGGGGCGACGGCGUCACCUCCGCCUGCAACGGGGACUCGGGCGGCCCGCUGAACUGCCAGGCGGAGAACGGCGCCUGGGAGGUGCACGGCAUCGUCAGCUUCGGCUCCGGCCAGAGCUGCAACACGCGCAAGAAGCCCACCGUCUUCACCCGCGUGUCCGCCUACAUCGACUGGAUCCACCAGGUGCGCCCCGCCCCCGGCCCCGGGCUCGGCCACGCCCACUCCCCGCCCCGCACUCUCAUUGGAGACGCGCGGGCUGCGCGCGACCGCGCUGACCUUGAGUUGGGCUCUGUGAAGGACAGUCCUGAACUCCGUCCACCCACCCUGGCUUCAGCGCACACUUAG
Sciurus carolinensis (gray squirrel) is the source of this 954-nucleotide messenger RNA. RefSeq names its product chymotrypsin C (gene Ctrc). The transcript has 7 exons. The record is from RefSeq and is a predicted model, not a curated record. Gene Ontology annotation, biological process: proteolysis. The coding region runs from base 1 to 954 and encodes 317 amino acids. Gene Ontology annotation, molecular function: serine-type endopeptidase activity. NCBI's taxonomy places the organism in Eukaryota, Metazoa, Chordata, Mammalia, Rodentia, Sciuridae.